Spinacia oleracea (spinach) is the source of this 648-nucleotide messenger RNA. RefSeq lists its product as uncharacterized. The coding region runs from base 101 to 430 and encodes 109 amino acids. The record is from RefSeq and is a predicted model, not a curated record. The transcript has 2 exons. Lineage: Eukaryota; Viridiplantae; Streptophyta; Magnoliopsida; Caryophyllales; Amaranthaceae.
CGUUCCUCAUUUAUAUCUCACUCAACCAAAGCAAUAAGCCCAAUCAAUCAUAAUCCAGUAUAGUAGUAGUAAAAUAUCCCUCCGAAGAAAACCAACAACAAUGACAUUCGUCAACCGCCCCUACGGAAACGACUACUACGAGGUUGAGAGAGUGGUGGUCCGUGACGGUCCAUACGGUGCUGAUUACAGGAUUGAUGAAUACGGCAACCGCGUCUACUACCGCCGAAAUGAUGGGUUGGGUAAUUCAGUAACUGAAAUUGUUACUGAUAUCAUUCCCGGCACCCACGCCUCCCAUGACGCUUUCGGAAAUUCCGUAACUGAGAUUGUCACUGAUAUCAUCCCCGGCCGCCAUGCCCGCCCCAACGCUUUGGGAAAUUCCGUAACUGGCCUUGUCGCUGGUAUCCUCCCUGGUCACCACAGGAGGUACUGAGAAUUGGUACCUGUACGAUCCAGAGAUCGAAUAUAAUUGACAACAACCAUGCAUGGUGUUAGUAUAAUAAAAUGUCCUCUUAGCCUCUAAGAAUAGGCUACUUGUUACGGGCCAUUCAUACGAUGUGUGCUUUGCUAUCUUGUACUGGAUUUUGUUUGACUAUGUAUUUCGGUUUUCUAAUGAAGUUAUAAUACAUGGUUUUUGCUUUAAAAAAAGAA